AUGGGACGAGCUCGUGCUUAUGUAGUUCAUUUAGAUGAACAAAACGAAAGGUAUGAUUACAGCGGAUAUGAUUGUGAAGGAUACGAUAAGAAUGAUCGUGAUCAUCAAGGCUUCGACCGCAACGGAUACAAUGAAGUUGGUUAUAAUAAAGAUAGUUAUGAUCGUCAAGGCUGUGUACGUACACAAUACUAUUGUCCAACGCGUUAA
This is a messenger RNA of Didymodactylos carnosus, 207 nucleotides long. The record is from the annotation of a GenBank genome assembly. Lineage: Eukaryota; Metazoa; Rotifera; Eurotatoria; Philodinida; Philodinidae.